AUUAUAAAAUAAAAUCUGAGGGAUGCCUCAGUUGCAUGCUCUCCAGCGAACCAUUUGUUGACAUCAUGCAUGAUCUGUAUCUGCUGGUUUCCUGGAAAUCUCCAUCUCGGUCGCUGCUGUUGCUGAGGUCGGCGGCGCAGAUCGUCGCAACAUGAGCAUGGAGGGGCUCAUCCCGUUCGUUUGCGGCGCGAUCAGCAAGCGGAGGGCGGCGAAAAGGGCUGUGGACUACGAGCGCCUCUCCUCCGCCGGCGCUCCGCCAACGCGGGGAUGGGGACACGAGCGCCUCCCCGGCGGCGCCUACGACCAUCCUCGGAGCCAGAGCUGCCGGUUCGCCGCGCGCUCGUCGCCCGACGAGCGCGGUUUCUCCCGUGACGAGGGUGUCCGGGACGAGCCGUCUCCGCCGGGCGGCGACGGGUGGCGUGGUCUGUCCAAGUCCCGGAGGUUCAGUAGCAUGCGCUUGUUUGGAUGCGUCAGUGGCGCGUAGGAAGAGAAGAAUCUGUUUGGAUGUCUGGUAUCGUGUGCCGCGAGCACAGCUCUGUACAGAAGAAACGAUUUGACGAGUAAAUAAAUCGAGUGAAAUGUAGCGCUUGCUGCGAGCUGCGACUGCAAAGCACAAUCUUGCGUUCUCGCUGAUGCAAAUGAAAUACACAACGGACGCAUUUGUUCAAA
Messenger RNA from Zea mays, 669 nucleotides. RefSeq lists its product as uncharacterized. Bases 152 to 484 code for a protein of 110 amino acids. NCBI's taxonomy places the organism in Eukaryota, Viridiplantae, Streptophyta, Magnoliopsida, Poales, Poaceae. The record is from RefSeq and is marked validated. The transcript is spliced from 2 exons.